Physella acuta is the source of this 2430-nucleotide messenger RNA. Its product is annotated as wnt inhibitory factor 1-like. Gene Ontology annotation, molecular function: signaling receptor binding. Gene Ontology annotation, biological process: anatomical structure development. Lineage: Eukaryota; Metazoa; Mollusca; Gastropoda; Physidae. The record is from RefSeq and is a predicted model, not a curated record. Gene Ontology annotation, cellular component: cell surface; extracellular region.
GAGCCAGAGUUAUCCCGUGAACACAGUGCCGCUGCUUUAGAGGUGGUCUGUCGAGUCAAACAAAAAAAAAACCUGGAUUAGAAUUAGCCGUUUCGUGCUCUACUGGACAGUGUGACGUCACGGAGUGGACAACGGAUUUAAAAAGUGUAUAUCAAACAAAACAGGAUUACAAAAGCUGAAAGGAUAUCAGUUAUAAUCAUCUACAACCAGUCAAUACCCUAAACAGCUACAGGUAGCAGGAUAGUAAAAAAGCCACCAUAGCUGGCUAUUAAUAGCUGCUACAAUUAUCCAACCACAACAACCACAAGUAAAGCCAACCCCGGAUACAAAUUCAAAACCUGCGCUGGAUUUAAAUAACCACAAUCUGCUUAACAUAGCCAUAACCCAACUCAACAAGGUAUAAAAAAAUUUAACAGCUAAACUAAAGCAAAAGACCUUCCAGUUGACUACGUCUAUUUUUAUAACAGGGAAUUUCCAAAAAAACAAAAACAAACAAAACACGAUGGUGGUGAUUUCCCUUGUGCCGCAUCUGUAACAUGCAUCUCCUCUCUCCAAGAUGGAAGCACUAUCUCGAUUAACCCUCACCUCGUCACGACACAGCUUUGACUUGACUUAAAAAACAACAUCCCGCAGUCUAAAUAAAAAAAAAUUGUGGAUUUUCAAGAGGAAAAAAUAAAAAAAAAUCAGCAGUCAAAACCGCACCAGCAUAGGUCCCUUACACCGACUGUCCAAGGUCGCGAGUUCGAAAUCGCGCGGGACUCAGGCCCUGGUCGUCGCCGCGGCCACUUUUAUGACGCUGGUGCUAUGGGUCGCGCUCAAGAGGUGUCCCCAUCGAUGUGACAGCGUCAUGCGACGCCCCUCGACGCCCAUGUCCCUGUGUGUUUUCUUCCUGAUGUGCGUCUCGCUGACUCCCGUGAUGGCCAGGCGCGCCCCCAAGAGCCGGCUGUCCCUGUGGAUAGACGAGCAGCAGGUCAAGACCCUCAUAGGUCUGGGCAUGGAGAUCAGCCUGAUCACCAACGGCGAGGUGGUCCCCUACGUCAACAGUCCCGAGGUCUACGAGAGCAUCGUCAUCCCCCCGGAGAUAGACACCGUCAACCUGACGUGGCAGGCGGGCGGAGAGAGCUACACCUACGUGUUUGACAACUUCACCUCCCUAGAUCAACACCUGUUGUACCAGCCGCUGUUGGGGAUACCAGAGAGGGGAUAUAUCCCGAGAUACCCGACAGUAUUUCAGAUCACCAUACCGUGCAAGGGGAAAGAGAAAGGGGUUGCUUCCCUUCGAGUUGGGCUGAAAAUAUUUGACCACUGGCAGAAGCCGCUCAAGGGGACGCCCAUCCGGAUACGAUUGAAGAAGCAAUGUGUAGCAUUCGUCACCAGCUCCCUCUGCAGGCCCGGAUGUCGGAACGGCGGCACGUGCAACGGCCACGGUGUCUGCGAGUGCCCCCAGGGUUUUAAAGGGCCAUUGUGCGACAUAGCUUUGUGCAACCCGGCAUGCCAGAACAAUGGCACGUGCAUUUCCCCGUCAACGUGCUCGUGCCCGGCUGGUUUCCAUGGCAACUACUGUGAAAAAGCACUGUGUGGCCGAUUAUGCCAAUAUGGUCACUGUGUACCAGAGGGCUACUGUUGGUGUGAUCAGGGAUAUUACGGAGACGCCUGUGAAUUUAGCUUGUGUGAUCCCAAAUGUAAAAACGGAGGGACCUGUGUGGGACCCAACCACUGCCAAUGUACUGCACCGUUUGGUGGACCAUUAUGUGAGAUGAAGGACGACACAGAGAGACCAAGAAGAAGUAACGAGCCCAUCAUAACCAAGAAAAGAAAAGUUGCCAAGCAAGUCAAUAAAGGCGUGGAAGAAAAACUCAGAAAAGCCGAAAAGCGGUUACUGAAAAUCAUAUUCAGACGUUCUCAAAAAUGGGACUUAACUUCUGAGGAACAGCAAAUGCUGACGAAAAUGAACUCUAAAACGGACAGUCUUUUGCUACAGGAGCGUCGGUACCUCGUCAAUUUCCUCACCCGCCAUCGCCGGCAUUUAGACAGCAAAGACAAAACGAAAGUGAAAAGGUUCAAAAACUUGAUCAGGAAAUCCAAAAACGGACAAAAAAAAAGUAGCAGGCGGAGAAAAGAAUGAGGGUUUCAACACAAAACAACCAACCAAAUUGAUGACGUCAUUUGCGGUUUAUUAUCACACACUGCUUAAGGUCAUAAAAGGUCAUUAGUAGACAUGCGCACUAGAGUAUUGACGUAUUUCCUUUUAAGGGUUUGAAUCUCAAGUCAAACACUGCUAUCCAAAAUAAGCUAUCAGAUGCAUGUGGAUACAAAGUUCUUUUUUAAGUUGAAUUUUCCGCAUUUUUUAUUCAACAAACAUAUGCACUCGUAUUGCAACUACAUUGCUAAAUAGCUUAUGUGGUGAGAGGUUACGAAAUGAAUAAAAGG